AGAACAUAGAAAAGGAACUGCUUUUCUUUUGCUCACUAGUGAAAAAAAGAAAAAAAACUUGAAUUCAAUUUCGUUAGUAUAACAUUCUGUGAAGUUUAUUAGUUCAUACAUUUCAAAAGUUAAUCAAUAACUUAAGCCGGAGAACAAACUUCCCGCGGCCAAACUGGGCUGACAGACGGCUGGACAAACGCGAAAUUCUAGAGCUCUUAAUAAUAGGAUUGUUGGAAUGGCACAUGCACAGAAAAGCGAAGGAGUUGGUGGAGCAGCGAGUGGAGUAUAUUCCAACUCACAUGAUGAGAGGGAUGUAUUGAGUGAAUCUAGUGGAAGUUCACAUGGCUCUGUAUUGAGGAACCCUGACUUAGCUUUGGUUCAGCUUGUGAAUCGCCUUCCCARAGAUGUACGGAAACUYUCCUGGGAAAUACAGAAUAAGUUGGCAAAGCACCUCAACCAGCUCAAAGAUCCCGUGUCCAAUGACUGGCGRCUUGUAGCAUCUCGACUUGGCUUUUCAAGAACAGAUGUAGAUGUGUUUGCAAAAUCUGAUGAUCCUACCAUGCAAAUGUUGGGACUUUGUAACACAACAACAACAGAAAAACUCUUUAGAAUAAUUCAAGAUAUUGGUCGGUCUGAUGUAAUUGAGGAUCUUUUAGCUUAUUUGGCUCACCUAGAGAGUCCUCGUCAUUGUUUGCCAACUCAAGAAUCAUUGGAGGACGAUGCCCAAUCUUCUCUUUCACAGCCCUUUGAAGAAUCAAGCAGUGAUAUAUCAAAACUUUCAAUAAAUUCGAGGCAACCUUCAGAACAAGAGGAUGAUCAAGAACAAAUCCCAUGCAGUACUUCUGAAAACUUUUGGAAAGGGAUUCCAGGAUCCCAUGAUAAAAAGAAAUGGCGAGACUUCUGGACUGCAUCACUCAAAGCUUGUAAAACAGAAAGCGAACAUGGAGGAAUUGACAAGUUUCUUUGUCAUAUUUUCAAAAUUAACUAUGAUGAAAGAGAAGAUGGUCAUGUUAGACUAGACUACUUCAUUCGACUGUUGAAUUUUUUUGGUCCUUAUAAACCUGGUGAAGAUGGAUGUCUGAAAAAGAUGUAUGAUUUGAUAAUCAAAUCAGUUUCAAAAUCUGAGAAUGGAAAAAAACAAAGUUGGUUUGCUGGCUACAUGAACAAGGAAGAAGCUAAGAAAAGACUUGCAGAUGAAACUCCUGGUAAAUUUCUUGUGCGGUUUAGUGGAUCCAAAGUUGAAGAAGGUUGGUUUGUACUGGCCGUAAAAACUCGUGAAGAUGUAGAACAGUAUGAGAUUGAGAAAGAUACAACAAACAACCAACUACUCAUUGCAGAGGAAAGAUUUCCAGACCUUGUUUCAGUUGUUGAGAGGCUUCAUCAUMAUACGUUGAURAGCCAAUGCCGUCAGUUACUUAUCAACCCAUGUCCAGAUCUUCCUCUAAAUGAUAAUUUCACUGGCUACAUCAAAGCUACACGGCAUAGGGGUAGAGGUAGAGGGCGUGGCAGACCACGUUAACACUCCUUUCCGAAAUUCAUAACGAGUCUUGGAAUYAUCAGAAUUAURAUUUCAAUUUAUCYACAUUUGAACAAUUGCCACAUGAAAGACCAUUUAUUUACUAUUUACAGUUAAAAACUGUAGUUUUGCCUAGGCAAUAUAGGUACAAUAUUUAACUAUACAAGAUGUUGAUAUGUUAGGAAAUAGUAUUUUCAAAAAGAUGGUAAAAACAACAAAAUGCUUUUAUUUUCUUUUGAAAUUUUUACAUACUGUGCCCAAAAUCUCUAAAAUAAGAAAACCAGAGGGUUUUUUUUUAUAAAUUUUGUUAGCUUUACAAAAUUGAAUAUUUAUGUUUAUUUUCACUUUAUAUUAUUGAUUCAUGAGAGUGACAGCAAUAACCCUCAUAUAACCAACAUUGGAUUGCUCCAUCUUAUAACAAAUAAGUGGUGUCUUAGUGCAGAAUUAUGAAAUAUACUUUGAGUAUUUUGAUUUUUUUUCCGAAUGUAAUUUCCCUAUUCCAAUGCUAGGCAAAACUGGGAAUUAUAAAGUAGAGCAAUUUAUUCAUUCUCCUAGAUUAAUAGAUUAAAUAAAGAAUGGAAUAAUUCUAACUGAUUACCUUUUUGUUCAAAUCUGAAAUUCUAUAUAUCAGUUUUUAGAACUUUUUUUUUUGUUCUUUUUUUUCGACUGUAUUAGCUACAGUAUAAUUUUCCAAUUAUCCUAUUGUAAAAAAUUAUCAUUUAAAAAAUCCAACAUCUAAGCUUGCUGUUCAAGAGGUUUUAUAUUUAUGCACACACAAUUAAUUUACCUUUUUUUAUCAUUCCCAUGUAAGAGGCUUUGUUAAGCUUUAUAUCAGGUAUGCUAUCUAAAAAUGAUGGGCACCAAAAAAGCCUCUAUUUACUAAAUUAUAAUUYUAAUUGUAAUUUAGCCAUUGUAUGGAACAUCUGGUCGUCCUGAAGUCCCAAGGUUUUUGAUUUUAAAAACUGAACCAGCUAGAGGCUGUUUUUUCUUCUCUUCGGGUGACAAACGUACACUGUACAAAGAAGUUGAAAAUAAAAUCAUUUUUACUGCUUCUUUAAAUGCAUGUUCACCUCUUUGARGYUGGACUGUMKAAUGUUACCAUGGUUGCCUUWAUMCUACUGGGGAUUUGCAUUACUAGGGGUUGCAUUUGUGYCACAAUCAUAAUGAUGSCAUCUGUCAACUUAGAGUUUAGGAGUGAAUUACCCAACAAAUGUUUCUUUAAAAAUGAAUGAUGAAAUCGUCCUUUAUCAAUAUCCUUAAAAACAUUUAAUAAGCCUCAUUAAUGUAAAAAAAAGAUAUUGUGCAUAACUAUUUAUACUGACUAACCUUUCACUAGUAACUAGUAAUUCAUCAUAAUUGGGACCACACCAACAGACAGAAGUUGUUUUUGUAGCUGGUAAAAGCACUGUUUGUAGAACUUCUCCAUUUGAAGGAUUGUAACGCACAACCUAGUGACAAAAUUUAUGUUUAAUUUCCUGGAUAGUWUUUGGGAAUUUUAAGCCAAUCUUGGCAGUGCUGAUCUUAUCCCUCCAUCUUCAUUGUAAGUAUUAUUACAAACAUUUAUUUACAUGUAAGUGGACUGAAGCAUUUGAACAAAUGGCUGUCACUUUGCCAUUUUAUUCAUCUUUCACUGGUGGUUAACAACUAUAUUUUGUUCUAAUGAAGUGCAGUAGAGAUAUUUGACUUACUUUGCCGCCAUCAUACAUUGCUAUCCACAGCAUCCCAUCUACAUCUAUAGUCAUUCCAUCAGGGACCUAAUGAAGAGCAUCAUGAUUGCACAUGUACAUAAUACAUCAUAAUAAGUAUUGUAGUACUGACAAUAAAACUAUUGUGUAUUUUA
Exaiptasia diaphana is the source of this 3347-nucleotide messenger RNA. RefSeq lists its product as uncharacterized. Gene Ontology annotation, molecular function: protein binding. The transcript has 11 exons. NCBI's taxonomy places the organism in Eukaryota, Metazoa, Cnidaria, Anthozoa, Actiniaria, Aiptasiidae. The record is from RefSeq and is a predicted model, not a curated record. Bases 227 to 1510 code for a protein of 427 amino acids. Gene Ontology annotation, biological process: signal transduction.